This is a messenger RNA of Musa acuminata subsp. malaccensis (wild Malaysian banana), 1168 nucleotides long. Its product is annotated as CBS domain-containing protein CBSX1, chloroplastic. The record is from RefSeq and is a predicted model, not a curated record. Lineage: Eukaryota; Viridiplantae; Streptophyta; Magnoliopsida; Zingiberales; Musaceae.
UAUCCCCCCCCUCCCCCUCUCUCUCCCCCGUAACCGCCUUUCGCCCCUUGCACGGUGAGCUAUCGCGAGUGGUGGGGAUAGGGAUUGGUCGAGAGAUCUCGAGAGGGAAGGAAGGAUGCUGCUAUCCAUGGAGUCUGUCGUCGCCCGCCCUUCUUCCGCCCUCCGCCUGAAGCCCCCUCUUCCCCUCCACCACCUCCGCUGCCUCGGCUUCGGUGCAGGCCCCCUCGUCGUUCGAGGGCGGUGGCGGUCCCUCGAUUUGAGCGUCGCCGUGGCGCGGAACGGAGCCUUGUCGACCAAUUCUGCGCCGCAAAGCAAUGGUGUGUACACAGUGGGUGAUUUUAUGACCAAAAAGGAAGAUCUGUGUGUUGUGAAGCCUAGCACUUCGGUUGAUGAAGCACUGGAGUUAUUAGUUGAGAAUAGAAUUACUGGCUUUCCUGUCAUUGAUGACAACUGGAACUUGGUUGGUGUUGUUUCGGACUAUGAUUUGUUAGCUCUGGACUCUGUUUCAGGUAGUGGACGGGUUGAAACAAGCAUGUUUCCUGAGGUUGAUAGUACAUGGAAAACAUUUAAUGAAGUCCAGAAGCUGUUAGGUAAAACUAACGGUAAAGUUAUUGGCGACGUGAUGACUUCUGCCCCUCUUGUGGUUCGUGAAACUACCAACCUCGAAGACGCUGCAAGGAUAUUACUUGCAACAAAAUAUCGCAGACUUCCAGUUGUCGACAGCGCUGGUAGAUUGGUUGGGAUCAUCACAAGGGGAAAUGUAGUCAGAGCAGCACUCCAAAUAAAGCAUGCAAAUGAAAGAAAUUCCCAAGUCUAGGAUGAAAUCACAAAGUUUGCAGUUACUUUUAACAAGAUCAUGAUGCAGCUGAUCGCUUCAUUGCACUUACUAUCUCAACAUUUUUGGAAAGGUAUGCAAUAUGGUAGUCAUUGAAUAUGCUCUUUGAUGUAUGAAUAGACUACAGCCAUAAUAAUUUGACAAUGAAGUCUCAGCUAUUUACCACAUUUAUGUUCUCUUAGACAACCUUCAACUACGUUAGUCUUUUCAUUAGUCCUAGUAAAAGAUGAAAUUUUGGCAAAUUUGAAUUGUGUUUGCUAUUGCCAUCGAUGGUCAUAUGCUGAAGCAGUGUUUGUAACCUAUGUAUUAAGUUAUGCUUAUUAAUUUCCAUAU